GGUAAUUCGCUGGGAAUUCUGGGAAACAAGACAGGCUGCAGUCUCUAGAGUUGCAACAUGUCUUGGCUAAAAUGUGGUUUUGCUGUCUUUUUUUAUCUAUUAAAAUGUACAGAUGCUGUAUUUGAAGACCAAGUGGGAAAGUUUGAUUGGAGACAGCAGUACGUGGGCAAUGUGCGAUUCGCCUUCUUUGAUACCCAUUCUCAAGCAUCAAAGAAGCUUUUGGUCGCAACGGAGAAGAAUAUAUUUGCCUCAUUGAAUUCCAGGACUGGAGAAUUAUUCUGGAGACAUGUGGAUAAAACAGGACCAGAGGGAAACAUUGACUCCCUUCUUGUUCAUGGACAAGAUGCUGUUGUUGUGGUCGGAAAUGGACGUCUGCUUCGUUGCUGGGAGACCAAUAUUGGUGGUCUGAACUGGGAAGUUGUGCUGGACACUGGAAGUUUUCAAUCAGCAGCAUUCAUUGGUGUGCAAGACUUUGUCAAAUAUGUAGCUGUACUCAAGAAAUCAGCUAUUUCUGUCCACUACCUCUCCAAUGGUCAUCAGAAAUGGGUGGAGAACCUCCCUGACAGUGACUCAGUGCAGUAUCAAACUGUAUACUCGGGAGGUCAAGGGGAGGUCUUGAUUCUGGGACUGGUUCCUAAUUCUCACAUAGUCAUUGUUUCAUAUAACAUCGAGGAUGGCGAGAUUAUGGAACAGACCUCUGUGGAAGCCCCAUGGAUGUCAAGUUUGGAGGAGAGCUGUGUGGUAGUUGGAGCAGGUAUCCUGUUAUGCAUCGACCCCAUCACCCUUUCCUUGUACACCCUACCACUGAACUCUGAAGAGAAGCCUGAGAUGAACCAGAUCCUAUUGCAGUCUCUGGACCUGGAAGUGGCCCCUGGUUUCCAGCCUGUGCUCACUGCCACCCAGCCCCACCCAGCGCGGCCUCCCCUCACGGCCUUCUUCCUUCAGCUGGGGCCAGAGCACCACAUCCUGCUCCAGCUCAGUAACGGCAUCAUCGCCACCCUCAGGGACUUCAAACCUUCACGAUUGGCUACAUUUGCCACUACUGGAGAGAAGACAGUAGCGGGAGUCAUGACACCCAAAAAUGAAACUGCUUGCAGCAUCAACCUUUUCACUGUCGACACGGGCCGAAGGUUAUUAGACACCACUGUCAUCUACCAUUUGGACCCAAAUGGCGGGAAGCCAAAUAAACUGCACAUUCAGGCCUUCUUGAAAAAAGAUGACUCCCUGGGCUACAGAGCCAUGGUGCAGACAGAGGACUUUGCUCUGACCUUCCUACAGCAACCAGGUCGAGUGGUCUGGUCAAGGGAGGAGGCUUUAGCUGAUGUGGUUACCAUGGAAAUGGUUGAUUUGCCUCUGACGGGAACCCAAGCUGAGCUGGAGGGAGAGUUUGGAAAGAAAGCGGACGGGCUGUUGGCCAUGGUGCUGAAGCGCCUGUCCUCCCAGCUCAUCCUGCUGCAGGCGUGGAUCGGUCACUUGUGGAAGCUUUUCUACGACGCCCGCAAGCCCCGCAGCCAGGUGAAAAACGAGGUCACCUUUGAGACGCUGUCCCGGGACGAGUUCAACCUGCAGAAGAUGAUGGUGAUGGUGACCGCUUCUGGAAAGCUCUUUGGCAUUGACAGCAAAUCUGGGAGCAUCCUGUGGAAGCACUACCUGGAGAACAUCCAGCCCAACUCGGCCUUUAAACUGAUGGUGCAAAGGACCACUGCCCACUUCCCUCACCCACCUCAAUGCACUCUGCUGGUGAAGGAUAAGGAGACUGGUCUGGCAUCGCUGCACGUGUUCAACCCCAUUUUUGGGAAGAAGAGUCAGAUUAACUUGCCUACUUUACCACGACCAGUACUUCAGUCUCUGCUGUUGCCAUUGAUGGAUCAGGACUAUAGCAAAAUCCUACUGCUCAUUGAUGACCAGUACAAGGUCACAGCCUUCCCCUCUAAUAAGAAUGUGCUGCAGCAGCUUCAGGAGUCUGCCUCCUCCAUAUAUUUUUACCUGGUGGACACCAGCCAGGGAAGGCUGUCUGGCUUCCGCCUCCGCAAGGAUCUGUCCACUGAGUUGAUUUGGGAGGUGGUACUCUCCCCGGAGGUCCAGAAGAUUGUGGCCGUGAAAGGGAAGCGACCCAAUGAGCAUGUGCACUCCCAAGGCCGCGUCAUGGGAGACCGCAGUGUGCUUUACAAGUAUCUCAACCCUAACCUCCUUGCGGUGGUGACCGAGAGCACGGACGCCCACCAGGAGCGCAGCUUUGUGGGGAUCUUCCUGAUUGACGGCGUGACCGGACGCAUCAUCCAUGAGGCUGUGCAGAGGAAGGCUCGAGGCCCCGUCCACUUUGUGCACUCUGAGAACUGGGUGGUGUACGAGUACUGGAACCUAAAGGCCCGUAGGAUCGAGUUCUCGGUGCUGGAGCUGUUUGAGGGCACCGAGCUGUACAACAGCACUGUCUUCAGCUCCCUGGACCGGCCUCACCCUCCUCAGGUGCUGCAGCAGUCCUACAUCUUCCCCUCCCCCAUCAGCACCCUGGAGGCCACGCUCACCGAGAAGGGCAUCACCAGCCGACACCUGCUGGUCGGGCUUCCAUCUGGGGCUAUCCUGUCCUUACCAAAGAUGUUUAUUGACCCAAGGAGACCAGAGCAAGUUUCUGACCAGAGCAGGGAGGAGAAUCUGAUUCCUUAUGCACCAGAACUGCCCAUUCGAACGGAGUGGUUUGUCAACUACAACCAGACUGUAGCAAGAGUGAGAGGAAUAUACACUGCCCCUUCUGGUCUGGAGUCUACAUGUCUGGUUGUGGCAUAUGGUCUGGACAUUUAUCAGACACGUGUGUACCCCUCUAAGCAGUUUGAUGUACUCAAGGACGACUAUGACUAUGUACUGAUCAGCAGUGUGCUGCUUGGACUCUUCUUUGCCACCAUGAUCAGCAAAAGACUUGCUGAGGUGAAACUGCUGAAUCGUGCAUGGCGGUAAGGAUGCCCACCCUCCCUGGGCACCUGUACCAGGCAGCCAACUGCCCCCUGUCCUGUCUUUACGUGGCCAAUGCCAGGGGACCACCAGAAGCCUGUCUUACUCUGCAAGAAGGAUUAUGUCUUGAUUAUGAUGGCAAACAGAGCUGCCUUUUGAGGUGCCUGCCUGCGUUUGGAAGAAUAAAUGUGGUGGUUAUAACUGUUAGAGGAAGCCAUUUUCACACUUCAUGUCAAUCCGUGGUUCAUUAAUGUUUCAUCUCAUUCACUUUGCCUACAUUUAUCUUACAUUUGUGUGUCUUGUGCACUACUGUGUGGGGUAUGAUUGUGAAAUAUGCUUAUUUGAAUGAGUGAAAUGAGAAUAACAUGUUGCUAAGUUACCUACACAAUGCAGUUGAAGUUUUUCUCCAGAUUCUGAGACAUAGAACUGAGUGCUGAAACAAUUUUCCUGUGUAUCUUCUUUUUCUUUUUGUACGCAAUGGCUAUUUGUUUGUCCAUUGUUUUCUUAUGUGGAGCUGGAGACACAUUCAGGGUUAAGCAUAAACCUGUUGGGAAAGCCAUUUUGAAUCGGUAUUUAUGUGUUUUUCUUUUUUUUCCUUUUUCCAUUUGUUUUGUUUGCAAGAUGUUGAUUUGUUGUCAUUUUUAAGGAUGUGAAAUUAGUAAGUAGUUUUGACCAUUUGGUCUGAUGCACUGGAUGUUUUUGUUUGUCUUAAAAAGUUUAAUUUGAAUGGUCAUGCUUUCUCCUCUGAAACAUCUUUGUGUGUAAAUAGUAUUUAUGAUGCUUUUAAGACUUCCUUAAAGGUACAAAAAUGGGACACACUUAAGAUGAUCAGCAGUGAUCACUUUGUGUGUUUAAUUAAUUUAUAAUCUUGCUAAUGCUUUGAAAAUAAGUUGUUAAAUAAAAUUGCUAAUGAAAAAAGCCUUUUAUAAUUACUUUGGAGUAAAAAACAAUUAAAUGUGUGUCUAUGUUUUCCUAAUACUAAAAUAUUCUGAACCUCUUGCAAUCACACUGUUGCUGAAGCUGAUGCAAAAAUAAAGUUAGAUUUUAACCCGG
This is a messenger RNA of Sardina pilchardus (European sardine), 3999 nucleotides long. It is a transcript of the gene emc1, whose product is annotated as ER membrane protein complex subunit 1. Bases 58 to 2952 code for a protein of 964 amino acids. Gene Ontology annotation, molecular function: protein binding. The record is from RefSeq and is a predicted model, not a curated record. The transcript has 22 exons. Gene Ontology annotation, biological process: protein folding in endoplasmic reticulum. Gene Ontology annotation, cellular component: EMC complex. Lineage: Eukaryota; Metazoa; Chordata; Actinopteri; Clupeiformes; Clupeidae.